Ochlerotatus camptorhynchus is the source of this 4989-nucleotide messenger RNA. RefSeq names its product Enhancer of mRNA-decapping protein 4 homolog Ge-1 (gene Ge-1). Gene Ontology annotation, molecular function: protein binding. Gene Ontology annotation, biological process: deadenylation-independent decapping of nuclear-transcribed mRNA. NCBI's taxonomy places the organism in Eukaryota, Metazoa, Arthropoda, Insecta, Diptera, Culicidae. The record is from RefSeq and is a predicted model, not a curated record. The transcript has 9 exons. Gene Ontology annotation, cellular component: P-body. Bases 369 to 4460 code for a protein of 1363 amino acids.
UGAUGAAAAAAAGCUAAAAAUUCAAUGAAAGUGCAACAAUCGCGCCGUGAAACAAGUUCUUUUUGUCUAAUAACCUGGUAAAAAGUUGGAUUUUUCAUCUGAAAACAGCACGGCAAGUGUGCCGAAGGUUCUAGUAGUGAAGUUUACCGGUUGAUUCGCCGUAAAUACACUGCCAUUGUCCCCGGGAGAACAAGUUCGGUUUAGUGCUUACGGAUUCACCCUCGCAUUGUUUAUCCCUUCAGCUUGGUCGGUUCGUGAGAGGGCUACUGGUGUCGUCGGAAGAGGAGAAGGAGAAGGGCGAGAACUUCCACUACAAUCCGGUUUACGUGGUACGUCGCCUUGGAAGUGCAAUUCGGACGCUGCUCGGAAUGGACGGUAACAAGAUGGGCAAGAUCGGUUCCAGUGUAACCGCCGAGACUACUAUUGUAUUCAACAAAGACGAAAAGCAACACUGUUUGGACAUAGGAGGUCGAAAUGUUACCGUCAUCGGCGGUAGCGGUAAGCAUGACCAUGGAAGUUCCAGGGUCAAAUUGAAGAACAUCGUCGACUACAAGUGGGAACAGAAGAACUACCCCGGAAGACUGAUUGCCUGCCACAACGAGGGAAAGCUGAUUGCGUAUGCUAUUACAGUGAAUCACCGAGCAGCACCGGAAGGAAUGAUCCGUAUCGUACAUCUUUCGCUCGGUCAACGUGCCCUGAUAAAGGGCAUGUCGGGCGAAGUGCUCGACCUUCAGUUUGCCCACAUCUCGUCGCAGGUCAUACUGGGCAUAAUAGAAAAAGUUGCCCUGCACGUGCACAAGGUAGACAUUGUAAGCGAGAAAGUUGUCUGCACGCUUCUACUAAAGGUGAACGACCCCAUCGAUACUCACAUUCCAAUUUGCGAUAAGAUUUGCUGGUGUCCGUAUCUGUCGGACAAUGGCUAUGUGGAUGAGUACGCCAGUCAGCUGUUGGUUUGGACCAGGGGCGGCACCUUCCAGUGCUACAGCGUCAGCUCCGUGGUUCGACAUCAUGGCAGUGGUGAGGUUGCCGGAAAAGACAUUUCCGAAGGUGGAUUCAAGUUCCGAGAAACUCUUCCCCUGAUAACCGAAGCGAUAUUCUCCGCCGAUGGAACGACGCUGGCCGUAAGCUGUGAGGAUGGGGUAAUACGAUUCUACCAGGUCUAUCAGCACACCAACGACAGCAACCCACGAUGUCUGCAUCAGUGGAAGCCUCACGGCGGAAAACCCGUCAGUAGUUUCUUCUUUUUGGAUAACUACACCGAGGAAAGUGGAGAUCAAACCCUCUGGAAACACGCCAUUACCUGUGCGGAAAACAACUCCGAGAUCAAGGUGUGGUCCUGUGAAACCUGGGAGUGCACUCAGACGAUCACAUUCGUUCCCUCAAUCGAACAACCGCUCAGCUUUAAGGCGGAAAUCGAUCCCACCUCGUCGUAUCUGGUCCUAGCAGAUAUGACCACCCGAGAGUUGUAUGUGCUGCAGGUGCGCAAAGAAACAUUCCGCACGGAAAAUGGACCUUCCAUCACCAACGGAAAGUCCGCGGAAGACAGUUUCAACUUUUCCAAAAGUGAAGGAAAAAUCAACGAACAUAACUCCACUGUGGCAUCGAACGUCAGUUCGACUGCCUCCGCAGGCUCCAGCUCAAUUAUCACCAAGGCAUUCGUGUCAUCGGUUGCCGAAUUUCCGCUACCCUCGCCAAUCCUGAGCUUCGGCAUCCUGAACGCAGCAGUUCGCAAGUGUAAAACGAGCGACGCCUAUCUGAUCGAAGAGCUGGACGAUUACGACGAAGAGAACAGUGCCCUAUACAGCGUAGUGAUCCGGAUGUACCUCGUCCAGCCGAAAAGCGUCCAGGAGUGCCACCUGUUCUAUCAACCGACCGUGACACUCAGUACGGAGGUCUAUAGUACGCUUUCCAGCAUCAGCGGCGAGUAUCGCAAUAUAAACCAAUCCUCGCAAUCGUCCGGUUCCACGAGAAUGGAUGAUCAGCUGAGCAUGGCGGCCGAACUGGCCAACAAGACCCUCGGUAUCGGCGGUGGCGGCGACGGCGAUGGAGAAAAUGCAUUGAACGUUUCCGAUAAGAUCGGCGCCAAGGUGAGUGAGUCCGGGGAACUGGGCAGGAUGCGUUCACCGAAUGUGGUGACGACGACGGUGGCCGCUGUGGCUACCGCUACUAGUUCUAACGGGACGGUAGCGGUUGCUGUUGCUGCAACCAGUAGCAGUGGCAGUGUCGGUAACAACCAACCGAAGCAUCCCAUUAAUCUGAUGACACCGGAUUCGUUCAGUUCAACCGCCGAGAAGACAGAGAAACACAAAGCUGAUGAUACCGUCAAUCCGAAUGUGCUGAACACCCUCUUCAUGCUGGCCAAUGUCACCAAACAACAACAGCAGCAGCAACAACAACAACAACAGCAGCAGCAGCUGAAAACAUCCGGCGAAUCUCCCAUCGAAAGCUACAAGGAAAAACCUUCUCCGUUGAAUAUGCUGAACAUCGUCAACAGCACCAUGAUCGAGGAACAGGAACAAGCCAAGGUUCGAAAGUCGGUUGAACUGCAGCAGAAGGCACUGCUGGAAACCCCACCUGUUCCGCCGAUGCCGUCGGCGGAGAUGCUGGCCAGUGGCGGUUCUAGUCCCAGCCGGGAGGUGCAGGAAAUACUCUCACUCAAGGAGAACGAUUGCCUGAAUGAGUACUACGACUCGGAUAACAUUUUGUUGGACGAAACCGACGGAAUCGGUGCCGACGAUGACGAGUUGAACGAUCUGGAGAAUGAGAUUAACGAAGACGAAGACGAAGAUGAAGUGUACAACUUCAAGAACAUCGAUGAUGAUGACGACGAUGAUGUGCUGCAGCAGCGGAAGGUGCAAGUCAAGCCUAAGAAGACACAAACCGCUCAGAGUUCAAAGGAGGUCAAACCGAUCAAUCAGGAACAGGAACCGUCUCAGGAGAAGGUGGUGAAAAGUGAACCUAGCAACAAUAUCGAUUGGCCAAAAGUACCGGAGGUGCCUCAUCCUCCUUCGGCUCAACCUCUACCACCGCCAGGUCCGAUGAUUGUAACCGUACCGCAAAACAGCAAACAGCUGGACGAUCUUACUCAGAAGAUGGAUCGAUUGAUGGACGUCGUUCAGGAGCAGUCUCAUCAAAUCUCCGGUCUACGCUCGCAGAUUCAUGAACUCAACCGGGCCCGGCUGGAGGAUGCCAAAACCUAUCAUCGGGAAAUCAACAAGCUACAAUGUAUGCUCCCUGCCACGAUUAACAAUACCUACAAAGAUGGUCAAAAUUCUCACUCAGAAAUUCUGCACAUAAAACUAACGGAAACCAUGGCCCGGAUGCCGCAGGUUAUGGUCAUGCAAAUCGUGGAACAUCUGCGGCCGAUCCUUGCCCGCGAACUGCAGGUUCAAGUGAGCACGAUAGUAGCAUGCAAACUGGACAGCCUGAUGCAGUUGAUCAAGAUGGAAAUCGGCAGCAAGUUGCAGGCCAGUGACGCCAUGUUCCGGACCAACAUCGAGAAAAUGUGUCGAUCGCAGCCAAUUAUCGACGCAUUUGCAAAUUCAAUCCAAUCCGGUGUGAGAAAAGGACUGGAGCAAGUUUAUUUGGAAUCGCUGCGUACGAUUAUUUUGCCCGGUCACGAGAAAGUCUCACAGGAAUUGUUCCGCCAGCUAAGUCACACCUUCUCUGCCGGGACGAAGGAAUACAUUCAAAAGUUGGACCAAUACCUCGCGCAACAGAAGCAAACCACGGACCGAACAAGUGAUGUCAUCGAGCUGGUGAAAAAGAUCCCCGAGCAGGUCAACACCAACACCGACCGUCAGUACAAGGCCAAUACAUCCGCCCUACGGGAGGACGUCAAUCGGGACUUUAAGAUGCUUCAGCAGAACCUUUUGAAGGUCAUCCGAGAGAACAUCCGGCAUGAAAUCGAAAAAGGACUGGAAGCGCAAGCCUCUUCGCUGGAAGAUUCCGUACUUUCGGCGGUACGAUCCCAGACACAAACGCCAGCCCCAGCAACUGUGGACAUUCACGAACAAAUUCAGACACUCCUCGCCUCGGGACAGAUCAAUCAAGCCUACCACAAAGCGUUGCUAUCCAACGACCUGAGCUUGGUGGAAUUUACCCUCGAAAAAUCGGACUACAGAUCGGUGUUCAACCCAUGCCCUCUCGAACAGACUGUUCUGCUGUCCCUAAUCCAGCAAAUUUCCGCCGACAUGACCAACCACAAUGAGUUGAAGCACAGGUACCUCUCGGAUUCGAUUGUCGCCCUCAACUUUAAAGACCCGAUCACGAAGGAGCACGCCCCGAAGGUGAUGCGCGAGCUGAUGCAAAACUGUCAAAACUAUCUGACCUGCAAUCCGGGCCAUUCGAUUAUGGUGACCAGCAUCAAAUUUCUGAUGAUUGCCAUCAAGGCGAUCGCCAGCUCCAAGCGGUUCGAUGUCGCUGAAAAUAGUCCGCGGACCAGCAGCAAACCGUUUUGAUAUCAGUGGAAGUAGUCCGCGGUCUAGGUACUGGACAAGGACGACGGCGCCCUAAAGUUUUAUAUUAUUUUUUUUUUUUGGGAGAGCGCAUUGAAAUUUCUUGACUUUUUCACUUUUUUUUUAUAUAUCUAGACGAUGAACCUUUUGCUUCCCAACUAUCAAUAGUUAUCAAUUCUACUUGAAGCUAUCGAAUCUGAUCUCUGUUGACUUUUAUUUAUGGACACACACAAACACAAACACUUUUUGUGUUUUGCAAUGUUUGUUUAAGAAUGUUUCAAUGUGCGCCUCUUUGUUUUUGACUUUAGCUAAUUAUGUAUAUGAAAAGCUAAACUAUAAUCAUGUUUCAAAUGCUUCCAACUCUCUCAACUUCAAUGUUUCUAUAUCUAAAAAAAAAAUUGACGCAUUUCGUUUGUUCCUAUCUGGAGCUACCUAUAUACCUAAUCCUUUUGGAAGAUGAGCAGAACUCUGCGCGUCACCCACAUUUUUGAAUUAUAUCCCAUCAAAAAAAGGCAAUUAAUCUUCUACUGGA